This is a messenger RNA of Brettanomyces nanus, 411 nucleotides long. RefSeq names its product 60S ribosomal protein L27 (gene RPL27). Gene Ontology annotation, cellular component: ribosome; cytosolic large ribosomal subunit. The transcript is spliced from 2 exons. Gene Ontology annotation, molecular function: structural constituent of ribosome. The record is from RefSeq and is a predicted model, not a curated record. Gene Ontology annotation, biological process: translation. Bases 1 to 411 code for a protein of 136 amino acids. NCBI's taxonomy places the organism in Eukaryota, Fungi, Ascomycota, Pichiomycetes, Pichiales, Pichiaceae.
AUGGCCAAAUUCAUUAAGGCAGGCAAAGUUGCUAUUAUUGUCAGAGGAAGAUAUGCCGGUAAGAAGGUUGUAGUUGUGAAAUCACAUGAUGAGGGUACGAAGUCUCAUCCAUUCCCACAUGCUAUUGUGGCUGGUGUUGAAAGAGCUCCAUUGAAGGUUACCAACUCUAUGGAUGAUAAGAAGGUGGCCAAGAGAACUAAGGUUAAGCCUUUUGUCAAAAUGGUGAACUACAAUCACUUGAUGCCAACUAGAUAUACUUUUGAUAUUGAGUCUUUCAAGUCCGCUGUGACUGCUGGUGCUCUGGAUGAGCCAUCCCAGAAAGAGGAGGCUAAGAAGGUUGUUAAGAAGGCUUUCGAGGAGAGACACAGAGCCGGUAAGAACAAAUGGUUUUUCACCAAGUUGAGAUUCUAA